AUGCUCUCCGCUUCUUACGGACGCCUCAAGCAACACGUCGAGGUCGUCGUGAAAAACCAGUUUUACGACACCGCUGACCGUCGCCCGCUCCCUGUUAGCGUUGAAGUCAACAUCAGUACCUCGUCCCACCGACUUGAUGAACCCUAUGCGCCAGCUCACUCAUCGGGCCCCUCCGCUAUAGAGCCUUCCGAGGGCGGACGAGCUGGUCUGGUCGUCGAUGAUACCGAUGGAAGCAGCGAUUCUGGGUCGGAGAGCGAAGGGUCGGACGAGGACGAGCGCUUGCGUUGGAGUGGCGCCUCACCUCCGGUCUCAAUCGCGCCGCAGCGUGCCAGCCCCGACGGAUGGAAGACCGGCACUCCUGUUGUUGGCCCAGCACACAACAACGGCAUCGAUCAUGGACAUGAACCCGUCCCAUUUGCCCGAGCUCCCGCUCAGAUGUCUGCACUUCAAAGCCGCGGCGGCUCUACCCCUGCCCCUAGCCAAUCCACAGACCCUCUUCCGACCGAUGGACGUCGCAUUCGAAGGCCUCGGGGUGAGCCCGGGAAGCCGGGCAACGGUGGUUACAAUCUGAAGGAGGCCUUGGGCUGGCCCUCCGACCGCUACAAUGCAGUUCGGCGCUCCAUGAACCAGUUGGUGGAUUCCUUCCUGGACACAUCGCGUCCUGUGACCAAGCAAACCUCGGCACGUCUAGAAGUCUUUGACGAGGAGGCGCUCAAGCUCUUCCCGGAGUUCGGCAACGACUUUCAGGACCGUUGGCCUAUUCGCGCCUUCGCCAGUAGCCGUCUGCACUAUCUACAGAACAAUACCGCUCGCCUGAAGCAGAAGGCAGAGCUGGCUCAGCUCAAAGAGAGCAGUGGGGGUGUCAAGCCCGAGGAGUCGGGCUCGUGA
This is a messenger RNA of Schizophyllum commune H4-8, 888 nucleotides long. RefSeq lists its product as uncharacterized. The transcript is spliced from 3 exons. The record is from RefSeq and is a predicted model, not a curated record. NCBI's taxonomy places the organism in Eukaryota, Fungi, Basidiomycota, Agaricomycetes, Agaricales, Schizophyllaceae. Bases 1 to 888 code for a protein of 295 amino acids.